AUGCCUGCGGCCGUGCUUGUGCCUGCACUUCUCCUCUGGCCUUAUCCUCAUGCCGGCAUGGGUUUGGGUGCUCAGAGUGUGUGCCUUCUCCGGCAGUUUCGGCAAUACAGGCCUCCCACCCUUCGAGCGACAUGUGAGUUUGAUCUCGAGGCCUCGGCUCAGAAACGGGAUCGGCGACCGUCAACCGGCCGGCCACUGUAUCACACCGUCCUCGAUGGAACAACUCGACCGCAUUACACACAAGCCGAUCUCUUCGUCACAACUUACUUACACAUACUCACUGGUGUGCUAGACACAUGA
Protopolystoma xenopodis is the source of this 300-nucleotide messenger RNA. Lineage: Eukaryota; Metazoa; Platyhelminthes; Monogenea; Polystomatidea; Polystomatidae. The record is from the annotation of a GenBank genome assembly.